Messenger RNA from Canariomyces notabilis, 1638 nucleotides. Its product is annotated as N-acetylglucosamine-phosphate mutase-like protein. Gene Ontology annotation, molecular function: magnesium ion binding; phosphoacetylglucosamine mutase activity. NCBI's taxonomy places the organism in Eukaryota, Fungi, Ascomycota, Sordariomycetes, Sordariales, Chaetomiaceae. The transcript is spliced from 2 exons. Gene Ontology annotation, biological process: UDP-N-acetylglucosamine biosynthetic process; carbohydrate metabolic process. The record is from RefSeq and is a predicted model, not a curated record. Bases 1 to 1638 code for a protein of 545 amino acids.
AUGGAAAACGACGAUAAGCUGAUCAUAGCCGCCUCGGCCAAGCAUCCGAUUGUCCCUCUCGAGAAGGGUCAACUGUACAAAUAUGGCACCGCCGGAUUCCGGAUGAAGGCUGACCUGCUCGAGGGCGUCACCUUCCGUGUGGGCCUGCUCGCCUCGCUGCGGAGCCGGAAGCUUAACAGCCAGGCAAUCGGCGUCAUGAUCACGGCCAGCCACAAUCCGGCUGCCGACAACGGCGUCAAGAUUGUCGACCCCAUGGGCGAGAUGCUCGAGCAGGAUUGGGAGCGCUAUGCUACCGCCCUGGUGAACGCCGCCAGCGACGAGGAGCUAGUCAAUAUCUACCACAAGCUGGCCGCUGACCUCAAGAUCGACCUCAAGACUCCAGCUAAGGUCAUCUACGGUCGUGAUACUCGGCCUUCAGGCCACAAGCUGGUCACGGCCCUUGCCGAUGCCCUCGAGGCGACCAACACCGACCAUGUCGACUACAAGCUGCUUACCACCCCGCAGUUGCACUAUCUCGUACGCGCCACCAACAGUGAGGGCACGCCGCUGUCAUAUGGCAAGGUUAGCGAGGCAGGAUAUUACGAAAAGCUCGCCGAAGCGUUUGUUCUCGCAAUGAAGGGCCGGAAAAUCGAGGGGACACUUCAGGUGGACUGCGCCAACGGCGUCGGAGGCCCCAAGCUGUCGGAAUUCCUGAAAUACAUCCCCAAGGACAAGGUCAACUUUGACGUCAAGGUGGUGAACGAUGAUGUUCUCCGCCCAGAAGUUCUCAAUCUUGAUUGCGGCGCGGACUUUGUCAAGACGAAGCAGAGGGCUCCUCCCAGCCCUAAACCUCAGCCCGGCCUCAGGUGCUGCUCUCUGGACGGUGACGCUGACCGGCUUAUUUACUACUGGGUUGACCCAGACAGCGGCUUCGUCAUGCUUGACGGUGAUCGCAUCUCGUCCCUUGCUGCCUCCUUCAUCGGCGACCUAGUUGAGAGGGCCGGCCUCAAGGACGACCUCCGCAUCGGUGUCGUCCAGACCGCCUACGCCAAUGGCGCCAGCACAAACUACAUCUCGCAGCACCUCAAGCUGCCCGUCAUCUGCACCCCGACCGGCGUCAAGCACCUCCACCAUGUCGCUCAGGGAUUCGACAUUGGAGUCUACUUCGAGGCCAACGGUCACGGUACGGUGCUCUUCUCUCCCGACGCACUCAACGCCUUCAAGAAUACAGAGCCGCAGUCGCCCGCUCAGAAGGAUGCUCUCGACACGCUAGCGGCCCUGGGCGCGCUGAUCAACCAGACGGUGGGCGACGCCAUCUCGGAUAUGCUCAUGGUGGAGGUGAUACUCGCGCACAAAAAGUGGACGCUGCGUGACUGGGCCAUGACGUACGCGGAUUUGCCUAACCGCCUGGUGCGUGUCGAGGUGGGCAACAAGGACCUGUUCCGCACGACCGACGCCGAACGCCGCCUGUCGCAUCCCGUUGGCGCACAGGAUGAGAUUGACCAAGCCGUCAAGAAGUACAAGGACGCCCGAGCCUUCGCCCGCGCCAGCGGCACCGAGAAUGCCUGCCGCGUCUACGCCGAGGCCGCCACCCGCUCCGAGGCCAACGAACUGGCCGAGCGCGUGGCACGCAUCAUCGAGCGUUAUGGUUCCCCCUAG